Molecule: messenger RNA, 2635 nt
Organism: Balaenoptera acutorostrata (minke whale)
Lineage: Eukaryota; Metazoa; Chordata; Mammalia; Artiodactyla; Balaenopteridae
Gene: GSKIP
Product: GSK3B interacting protein
Exons: 3
Coding region: 596-1015 (139 amino acids)
Biological process (GO): regulation of canonical Wnt signaling pathway
Cellular component (GO): cytoplasm
Molecular function (GO): protein kinase A binding; kinase regulator activity
Source: RefSeq, a predicted model, not a curated record
GGCCUGGCCCGUCCCGGGCAGCUUAGAUCCCGACCCCGGAAACGGGCGCUCGGACGCCGCCGGCUCUACGGGGAGGGCUGCAGCCCCUCUCGAGCAUCCCUGCCCCCCCCCCACGCCCACCCCCCGUAUUGGCCGGUGCCCAUAGUCAGCAAGUUAUUCGUCGCCCGCCUCAUUCAGGUAUUGUUUUCCGGAGCUUCAGCUUCGCUACUGUCUAGAGGCUUGCAGUUUCCAAAGCUCUUCAUUCAUCCUGCGUGUGCUGCGCCAGCGACCAAGACACUUGAGCUUUCUAGGCACUUGUGGGCAGAACUGCUCUCUCUGAUCGAUACCAGAACCUUCCGACCCCGCGGAAACCUGGGCAAAGUACUUGUGCGGUUCUGGGAAUCUGCGCAGCCGUGUUUCUGCCUUUAAGGAGGCAACUCCUGCAGAGGCGGAGCCGGCUGUUAACUUGGUCCACCCCCGAGGAGGCCUGCGUGCGUGUGUUCCGUGGCCCGGAAGCCAAGGGUCCUGGGUUAGAAUCCCGCCCCUGGCGCUCAUUAGCAGAACCCCUCGAAGCGGCCGCUGCCCUCUCGGAGUCUUCGCCAACUAUUUUUGCAGAAUGGAAACAGACUGUAAUCCCAUGGAGCUGAGCAGUGUGUCAGCAUUUGAAGAAGAUGCAGAGCUUAAUGGCUUUGAAGGAACUGAUAUGAAAGACAUGAGGCUGGAAGCUGAAGCAGUUGUAAAUGAUGUUCUCUUUGCUGUUAACACCAUGUUUGUCUCAAAAACCCUGCGCUGUGCAGACGACGUGGCCUAUAUCGAUGUGGAAACAAGAGAAAGGAAGAGAUACUGCCUGGAGCUCACUGAGGCCGGGCUCAGGGUGGUAGGUUAUGCUUUCGACCAGGUGGAUGAUCAUUUACAGACUCCCUACCAUGAAACAGUCUACUCCUUGUUGGAUACACUCAGCCCUGCCUACCGGGAAGCAUUUGGAAAUGCACUCCUUCAAAGACUGGAAGCUUUGAAAAGGGAUGGACAGUCAUGACUCAGUUUUUUCCUGUUAGAGAGGCCGCUGCUGGUACACAAUGUUGACCUAAAGCUUGAAAUUCUUCCAGAUGGUCACAGUAGAAAAUGCAUCUUUGAUUUUGUGUCUUUAUCAUUGUUUGCUUCACAUUUAGGCUUUUGAUUGAGAACUUUAUUGACUAAUGAAUCGUCUUUCUUAGUUUGUGAUUCAUUAAGGAAAUCCUGAGGCCAUUGCUGUGACACCGUCAUUAAGACACUCACAUUUCUUCAUAUAGUAUCUCUGGCAUUCUGAAAACCUAAUCAGUAUUUCAUUCUCUUAUUGCAGGACUUUGAUGCUGCCAGCACUGUCUCUUACAUAGGAAAUUCUAGAUUUGCACAGUAAUAUAGGAAAUAAACUAACUUCAAACUUUGAUUCAGCUUGCUAAAUCAGGGGUUUGCUACUAGCUUGGACUGACUUUGUAGUAAUUAUUUUUGCUACUAGCCUUAUUGGAAACAAAUUAUCAACUAGUUUCCCCUGCACACAUUUUGAAAUUCACUGCUUCAUGUAAUCUAUUUAUAUUAUUAGUAUGGACUGAUAAAGAUGAGUUAAUUCUAUAUUACGUAGCUAGUAUUACGUGAAGAACAGGUACUGAAAUAGUACUGUAUUCCUGUUUGCAACAGCCAGCCAAGUAAGAGGACAAACCGUUAGCAAAUGAAUGCAACAAUUACUUGUUUCCAAGAUAUUUAAGCACAUAAGCAAAUACAGGAACAGGCUCCAUUCUUUUCCUAACAAAAAGCAUCUUCAGUGUGUGUGAUUUAAAAGAAAAAAGACUCUGAUUUCCUAGAAAACAGUAUUUUGGCCUGUGUUGAUUCUUAUUAUGAAUGUUUGUUUACAUAAUGUACAGUAUAUAUUCAGAAAGUAUUUUUGCUUCAACGUUUCCUUUCUAUGAUGUAGCGCUUUGGUAUUCCCACAGCACCCCUCCUUCCCCAACAGAUGUACAGUGUUCUGUCUCAGUGCUAAAUCUGCAAUGUCAUAUGAGUGCAUCGUAUGGGUUUGAAACCAAAGGAUGAAUGAAGCAUUCAGAGACUUAAUAUUUGAAAAAUGGAGACUGUAUUUUAUAUUUUAUUACAGGUACUAAUAUUUAUAAAAAUAAACUAUACCAUGCUGCUACAUGUUUUCAAGUACAUGUUGAAUAAUAAGGAUUGGGGAGUUGUUUUUUUAAUACUAGUCUAAAGCAGCAGCUAUAGAAAUGUUGAACUAAAAUUCCACAUCUGGACACACCUUCAUAAUUUGUCAUUUGAAGACUUUUUAAAAUCAUUAUUAAAUAAUAGGUACUUUGAGGCUCUGAAGAUCAUGUAGACCAGAGCAAGUUAAAGUUUGGUUUGGGUCACUAUUCAUUGUCAGAGUUUAUUGGAAUGCUUAAAUUAUGUUUGAUAAAUGAACAUUCAUCCUCAGCUUUAUUUUCAGAUGCUGAAGUGUUUGGGUAAUGAAGUCUAACUUCAGGUUGAACUUUCUCAUGCUUAAUCUCAGGCUAAAGGUAAAGGAUAUUUGUAAAGUCUGAAUAAAAUUCUGUUUACUAAUUUUGAGUUAAGUAUGAAGAAAAGUGAUUGUAUGUUUAAAAAUUGAAAGCGUUCAUUUUGUGAUAAAUGUUUGAUUCCGAGA